UGCAUCAGACUAAACUACAGACAUCUGUGCUGAUCAACUGUCCACCUGUCCUGAAAAGCCAGCACGCUACCAUGAACCAUGAAAAUGCAUGUGGAGAAACCUCUGUCCCCUCUCCCCUGAGACUGGUGUUAGUGGGGAUGUGUGGAGUGGGAAAGAGUGCCACAGGAAACACCAUCCUGGGGAGAGAGGAGUUUGAAUCAGAGGCCAGCCCCUCACCUCUGACCCUGACGAGCAAGGAAAGAGAAGGAAAAGUGUGUGGGAGAAGAGUCCUUGUGGUGGACACUCCAGGCCUCUGCAACACUGAGCUGUCAGAGGAGAAGCUGAAAGAGGAGAUGCAGAGAGCCGUGUCUCUGUGUGACCCCAGGCCCCACGCUUUCCUCCUGGUCAUACAGUUGGGAAGAUUCACUCAGCAGGAGAAGAGAGUUAUGGAGACCCUGCAGGAGCUCUUCUCCGAGAGAGUAAAUCAGCACACCAUGAUCCUGUUCACUCAUGGAGACAGACUGAGGAAAAAAAACAUUCAGCAGUUGGUCCACAGUGACACAAACCUGCAGCAGCUUCUAAAGAAGUGUGGGGAUCGAUUCCAUGUCUUUAACAACCAGCAAAUGGAGAAUCAAUCUCAGAUCAAAGAGCUGCUGUGUAAAAUUGAUGAGAUGGUGGAUAAAUGCAUGAAGACAAUGGGGAAAGGAGCAAGCCACUACUCCACAGACAGCACCAGCACAGAGGGGAACCCUGCUCCUCAUUGCCUGCCCACUGACUCAGUUCCAGGAAAACAGCAGGGUAAAGACCUGAGGAUUAUGCUGGUGGGAAAUACUGGAGUAGGAAAGAGUGCAACAGGAAACACCAUCCUGGGGGAAGAGAAGUUUAAAUCAGAGGGCUCACAAUGUGUGAUGAAGAAAGGAGAAGUGGACGGGAGACAGGUGUCUGUGAUUGACACUCCAGGCCAGUUUUACACAGAUCCAACUAAUGAUAAGAUCAUAGAAAAGAUUAGACAGCACACCUCUAUGUGCUCUCCAGGACCCCAUGUGUUCCUGGUGGUGAUGGAGAUAGGCAAAUUUACCCAGACUACAUUGGAGAGGAUUCAGAUGGCUUUCGGUGCUGAAUCAGCCAAAUACACUAUAGCCCUGUUCACUCAUGGAGACAAACUUAAAAGAAUAACUAUUGAAGAUUAUCUGAGUGACAAUAAAGAACUUAGAGAGUUCAUUAGCCGUGUUAGAUAUCAUGUCUUUAACAAUAAGGACAUACAGAAUCGCUCUCAGGUCUCAAAGCUGCUGAAGAAAAUUGAUAAGAUGAUGGCACUCAAUGGAGGAGGCUGCUACACCAAUGAGAUUUUGAAAAGGAGCAUUGGUGGCUCAGUGGUAGAGCUCUCGCCUGACACACGGGAGACCAAGGUUCAUCAUGAGCCAGUGAAUUUUACGCCAGGAAGAGCAUCUGGCGUAAAACAUGUGCCAAAUCAAAUAAGCAGCUCGGAUGAUCUGCUGGAUCAACCCCUAACGGGAACAGCCGAAAGAGAGAGAGAGAUUCAGGGAGAGUUCGAAGGGAAAAUAUGUUUUCAAGGGCAGAAGCUAAAGAGACAUGAAGUAGGAGUGCCUGAGAAGACUACAGGGACAUUUACUGGACAUUCAGAAAAACAAGAGUGGACGGCUGAAAACCAUGCCGAAAACGGAAUUAAAGGAGGACGUUGUCUAAUACUGUGA
Molecule: messenger RNA, 1694 nt
Organism: Anguilla rostrata (American eel)
Lineage: Eukaryota; Metazoa; Chordata; Actinopteri; Anguilliformes; Anguillidae
Exons: 5
Coding region: 72-1694 (540 amino acids)
Molecular function (GO): GTP binding
Source: RefSeq, a predicted model, not a curated record